Molecule: messenger RNA, 978 nt
Organism: Rhodotorula toruloides NP11
Lineage: Eukaryota; Fungi; Basidiomycota; Microbotryomycetes; Sporidiobolales; Sporidiobolaceae
Exons: 5
Coding region: 1-978 (325 amino acids)
Source: RefSeq, a predicted model, not a curated record
AUGCAAGGUGCCAGCGCCCCGCGACGCCUCCUCCCUCCUAUCCCGCCUACCCUUCACUCGCUCGCCCACUUGCAGCCAAACGGAUCCGAACCAUUCUGCAAGGCCUUCAAUACUCUGUCUCGGCUUCUAAGACUCACCCAAGCAGCGCCUACCGACCCCCCUCCACACCCCUCUCGCCCCUCUCUCUCCCGCUCACCCCCUCUUUCGCGCGACACGAUGGCUCCCCCCGGACGCCCCAACCAGUUCAGCACCGCCGAGUACGACUGGUUCUUUGAACGUUUGAUGAAGGGAUACAACUUCGACGAGGUGGCCGAGGAGUUCAACAUCGUGUUCGCGCCUGAAGGAUCAGGCAGGAAGCAAGUGACAAAGGAGACUAUCCGCCAUGCUUGGGACGCACAGAUGAAGAAGCCGUCGUUCAAGUACUACAGUCAGAAGGCGGCCCUCAAGGCUCUCUCCCCCAAGCGUCGUUCCACCGGCAUCAAAAAGGCCAGGGCGGCGAGUGUCGUCGUCAGCGCGAGGAACGCGUUCGUCGCCGAGGCGUCCCGCGUCAUGCGCGAGGAACUCGACCUCGCGGCCUGUGCCUCCUCCUCUGUCGCGCCUGCCUCGACCUCCCGCUCCAUCGCCUCGACGUCGACGGCCUCGGGAGCCUCGAUCACUUCCUCUGUCCCGCUCGAGACCAUCACCAACCCCGUCGUCGUUUGGGGAAUCGACAUCUCCGCCCAGGUUCACGUGCCCGAGGCGCAGGAGAAGGAGGCCGAAUUGAAGGCGAACAAGGAGGGCAAGUAUGUGCGCACCGCUGCUGGGUUGAAGCUCAUGAGUGUCUGCGGAGCGGCCUGGAUGGCGCACCGGGAGCAGUGUAUCCAGUACUACGAGGAGAACCUCGCGCCGAAGGGUUCCGCCGAGAGCUGGAUCGACACGACGAAGAAGAAGAAGCCGGACGAGGACAGGCCGGCCGAAGAAGGGGAGGAGUACCUCUGA